GACAUAUAUCAGUUAUCAAACAACAAUGUCCAACCGCCAAAUGAAAUCUGCCAAUAUGCUUUGUUCUUCAAUUUCUUAGCAAACUACCAAAAUUAAUUCCCGCCGAUGUUUCAUGUUAUACAGAAUAGUCACAUAGCUUUCCACAAAGUGAGCAUAAAUCUAGCUGGGUCCAAUUUUGUCACCAGAUGGUGCUGUGUGUUACCCGGGCAAAGUUAUAUCAUUGAACAUGGUGUAUGCUAUCUGGUUCUGUGUGAAAAGUCAUUUCCUAAACGACUGGCAUUCAAUUACUUGAAAGACCUUGCACAAGAGUUUCAAAAUGAGCAUCAGGCAGAUGUUAGCCAAGCUACCAGGCCAUAUGCAUUUAUUGAGUUUGAGACAUACAUCAACAAGGCAAAGAAGCAGUACCAAGACUCACGAUCUCGUCGUCACUUGAAUAAGUUAAGUGAUGAACUGCAAGAUGUCCAGAUGAUAAUGGUACAGAAUAUUGAGGAAGUGCUGCAGAGAGGAGAACACAUGUCAGAACUUGACUCCAAAGCAAACAACUUGUCAAGCAUGUCCAAGACUUACAAAAAGGAAGCUAGAUUUCUGAAUAUACGAGCGUCUCUUGCUAAAAAGAUUGCCUGCGGAAUUAUUUUGAUUAUCAUGGUAUUGUUUCUGCGGUAUUGGAUUUUCUAGUUGAGCUGUAUUGAUAGCC
This is a messenger RNA of Corticium candelabrum, 694 nucleotides long. RefSeq names its product vesicle-trafficking protein SEC22b-like. The record is from RefSeq and is a predicted model, not a curated record. Gene Ontology annotation, molecular function: SNAP receptor activity. The coding region runs from base 106 to 675 and encodes 189 amino acids. The transcript has 4 exons. NCBI's taxonomy places the organism in Eukaryota, Metazoa, Porifera, Homoscleromorpha, Homosclerophorida, Plakinidae. Gene Ontology annotation, cellular component: endoplasmic reticulum membrane; ER to Golgi transport vesicle membrane; SNARE complex. Gene Ontology annotation, biological process: retrograde vesicle-mediated transport, Golgi to endoplasmic reticulum; endoplasmic reticulum to Golgi vesicle-mediated transport; vesicle fusion with Golgi apparatus.